CGAAGGAUACUUAUUGUCCACAUGUCGGCUAUAGUGCUUUUGAAUGGAUAAAACUUGCUCCUAGCUGCAGCGCUAUAGCCUACUCUUGCCACGACUACUAUGAAGUGACUGGCUUGAUGUAUUUGCGGCAAGUUUCCGAACUAUUUUUAAUGUAAGGUAAUUGCGGUAGUUUUUUCUCGCCUCUAAAUUUCGCUAAUCAUCUUGCGAAGAACUUUCUUUGGAGUUACACUACUGCAGUAAGGAGCUACUUUCGUGGAUUCGGUAUUUGGACGUUCAUUUAGAAGUCUUAGGCAAUUCGUGUAAGAUAAGUGCUGUUGGGAGAAUUAUUGUUUGAAGAAACUCAAGAGUCUCCUGAGCCAGACUCAUCAUGCCCCCCUCAAGUUUGGCCUAUACUCCUCCGGAUGGUGGAUGGGGAUGGGUUGUGGUGAUUGGGUCCUUCAUCUCCAUCGGAUUCUCCUAUGCCUUCCCCAAAGCCAUCACCGUCUUCUUCAAAGAGAUCCAAGAGUACUUUGAUAUAACGUACAGUGAGAUCGCCUGGGUUUCCUCCAUCAUGCUGGCUGCUAUGUACGCAGGAGGACCAGUGACCAGCAUACUGGUCAAUCGCUAUGGCAGCCGACCCGUGGUCAUUGCUGGUGGGAUUAUGUGUGCAGUUGCCAUGGUUACUGCCUCUUUCGGCGAUUCCAUUAUACAUUUGUAUAUAUGCGUUGGAGUCAUUGGAGGUUUCGGACUAUCCUUUAAUCUCCAGCCGUCCCUGACCAUAAUAGGGAAGUACUUCCUGGUGAAGAGGCCCAUAGCUAACGGCCUGGCAAUGGCUGGGAGCCCCGUGUUCCUGUGCACCCUCGCUCCCCUCAACCAGUUCCUGUUCGACAUGUUCGGGUGGAGAGGAAGCUUCUUAAUCCUAGGAGCCCUGCUGCUCAACUGCUGCGUGGCUGGAGCUCUGAUGAGGCCCAUCGAUGAGAAGCCCCGAGAGAAGCUCGACACCCCCGAGAACGGCUACGGCGGCUCCAACGGCGCCUUAACUCCCACCGAGUCGGAGAGCAAGGACCAGGCCAAGGCGGGGUGCAUGCGCAAAGUGGACACGUUCAUCGACCUCUCGCUCUUCAAGCACAGAGGUUUCAUCAUCUACCUCACUGGGAACGUGGUCAUGUUCUUCGGCUUCUUCGCCCCCAUCGUCUUCCUGGCCCCCUACGCCAAGCACCUGGGCGUGGAUGAGUACUCGGCCGCUUACCUGCUCUCCAUCCUGGCUAUAGUUGACAUGAUCGCCAGGCCUGGAACUGGGCUGAUGGCCAACACAAAAUGGAUCCGUCCCAGGAUCCAGUACCUGUUCAGCUUCGCUGUGUCCUACAACGGCCUGUGUCACCUCCUGUGCCCCCUGGCGUCUGGGUACGGAGGACUGGUGGUCUACUCCAUCUUCUUCGGCAUCGCGUUCGGUAUGGUGUGCGCUCUGCUCUUUGAGUGCCUCAUGGACCUGGUGGGAGCUCAGAGGUUCUCCAGUGCCGUUGGACUCGUGACCAUCAUCGAAUGCUGUCCAGUGCUUCUUGGACCACCAAUUGCAGGGGCGCUGGUGGACCUCUUCAACGACUACAAGUACAUGUACUACGCCUGCGGGGCGGUGAUGCUGGCCGCCGGGCUCUUCCUCUUCGUCAUGAACUUCUACAACUACCGGAUCCUGGACCGGGAGAAGGAGCAGCAGGAGAGGGACGUGGAGCUGUCGGCCGCAGAGAAGGUGAGCAUGAGAGAGGAAGAGGAGGUGAAGGAAGAGGAGGACCGUGCCCAGGAGGAGCAGAUGGUGGAGGAGGAGGAGGAGGAGGAGGAGGUGGACGGCCAUGCCUGACCACAGAGGCCCAGCCUGACCACGUGGAUUACCCAGCGAGAGCUCACCUCUGUCUCGCACAGACUGCGCUGUCUGACCUCUGCAGGAACAACUGUAAUUACUGUACCGCUCAACAAUAACACCAUUUAACUGUGCUUGGUCUGUUUCUGUCUGCCUGUCUCUCUUUCUCUCUCCCUUUCUCUCUGUCUCUCUCCAUUUAUAUCUAUCUCUCCCACUCUCUCCCCCUCUCUCUUUCUAUCUUUCCCUCUCUCCCUCUCUCCCUCUUUCCCUCUCUCCCACUACAGUUUUGUCUUCUGCAUGUUACACAGUAUUUAUUGUUACUUGAAAUUCAGCGUCCGUUUCACUGUGCAUCAGAGCCAGAGGGAAUGGCGUACGGGUGGAGGAAUGUGUCAUAUUUGUGUCAGAUUUUCCUCUUUUUUAUGCUCUCAUAUAUUUGUUUAUAUGAACAUGAUGGUAUUUUAUAAACAACUUUGUAGCAACCUACACUUAUUUCUCUCAUAGAAUCUAUAGCUAGCAUGAGUCAGAUUUUUUACAGUAUGUUUUUACUUUUACAAGCGGUAUGGUAAUACAUUUUAUAUUAAUGUAGACGUAUUUACUGUGGAGGAUGACAGGCAUACCACUUUACCUCAUUACCAUUUGCUGCUAAAGAAAAGUAUAUUCUGUAACAGUUUUGUCUUGUAGAAUCUACAGUAUUCAUGCACUCUGCAAACUUCAUCAAAAAAAGGUU
Conger conger (European conger) is the source of this 2561-nucleotide messenger RNA. Its product is annotated as monocarboxylate transporter 2-like. NCBI's taxonomy places the organism in Eukaryota, Metazoa, Chordata, Actinopteri, Anguilliformes, Congridae. The transcript is spliced from 5 exons. Bases 368 to 1834 code for a protein of 488 amino acids. Gene Ontology annotation, biological process: monocarboxylic acid transport; transmembrane transport. Gene Ontology annotation, cellular component: membrane. Gene Ontology annotation, molecular function: monocarboxylic acid transmembrane transporter activity. The record is from RefSeq and is a predicted model, not a curated record.